UAAAAAUAAUAAUAAAAAAAAAACAGACAAUAUGAAAUACCGCCGGUUUCUCAGCAGAUAGAAAUCCUAUGAGCCGACAUCAAGUCUGGCUGAUGCACGGUUGUCAUCCCCCUCCACUUUAAUAACGAUCAUGGCAGCACAGCAGCCUGCCGUUAGAAUAUUGUUGUGCGGGAUGACCGGUCACGUUCGAUGAUUGGCGGUCGCCCAACUACAUUCACUUCCACCGUCUCACCAGCCGUAUCUUGUUCUCCGCCGACUACACUACCUCUACGUAUCGUACACAACGCCGAUAGCAAUAUUAUUGCGUUUCGUUGUUUACACCAUCGCCGCCGCUGUUGUGCUCUUCGUUUGAUAGUAGUGUUUACACCCGUGUGAGUUCCUUGUUUUAAUUGCUAUUAUUUAGAAAACGAUUUUAUAAUUUUCGAUUUGCUCAUCAUAUCGAAAACCAAACAAGUUGUAUGGAUUUGAUGCCGAACUGCGAGUAAUACUACUUUAACUAUCAUGUGCGUCGCGUGUAGUUGUGCUGUUUGCGCGCGUCGUUGAAUCGAUAUCGGAAUCGUCGUUGUUGCUCAUCCGAGUGUUGAUCUCCGUCUCCGCAGUAAUUGCCAAAGCAGCUGUAAAUGUCUUUAACAUGAAAAUAUGGUGACAUAGUUUACUGGCCAUUCCAUUGUGAUAUGUACAUAAUGUUUGUCAACAAGAAAGUUCAUCUCGUAUGGAUAACAUGGCUUGCUGUUACAGUGAGUUACUGUUUGGCUGGUUAUUGUCCUCAAGAAGAAUGUUCUGGAACAGAACAAUCUAAUGUAAAGGCUUAUAAUUGUAAAGAUAUAGAAACAUACAUAAAAUGUAUGAAAUCGCUAUCAAAAAAAUGUCGUGGAGACAUUAGUUACCAUUCAGCUGUUACUGUUUUAAAUGCAGAAUUUAAAAAAAAGUGCAGUGGAACUGAUGAUGGAACAAAAAAUAAUGGUACUAAUGAUAACACCCAAUCCAUAAUACCCGGUAUUUAUAAUAGGCCAGUUUGUCCAGUGUUAUUUGAUGAUCACCAUGAACACAAAUUUUGUGGUUUGUUUGGUGAUCCUCAUUUAAGGACAUUUGAUGGUAGGUCUCAAACUUGUCGUAUUCAUGGUGCUUGGCAAGUGAUAGACAAUCCUUUCAUUAGUAUUAUGGUGACAAAUGAUGGAAUUUUAAAUAGUACUAGUGCCACUGCAACUACUAAGCUUACUAUAUUGUUAAAAUCUCAUAUAUCAGAUUGUACAACACAAAAAAUAUAUGAGGCUCAAGGAGAUUUUCAAUUACCAGAAUCAUUUGGAGAUGGUAGCACUAAAUCAGUAUCUGCAUUCUCAACUACUGUUUCUUUAUCGUGGCGUAGUAAUGAUCCAAAUAGUGAAACUGUUAUUAUAAGGUUGUCGUACAUUUCAACCAUAAUUACUAUAACCAGAGUAGGUAAGUAUUUAUCAGUUUCUGCGAAACUUCCCAAUGAAUUAGCUCAAACUUUUAAUCAAGAAAAGAAUGAAUUAUGUUCAUCUGGUUGUCCAACUUCUGAACAAUUUGACAUUGAAAAAUCUGUCAUUAAUGACUUAGAACAUUCUUUAAAUUUAUGUCGUGACAGUAUUGGUCCUACUGGACAUCAAUUGACUGAUCAGUAUUUAGACUGGUGUGUGUUUGAUUUGAUGACUUCACACGACGAACAAUUUGUAAAUGCUUCUCAUGCUGCUUAUUCAGAUGUUCUUUUUUUUGAACCUCAGUCUUUAUUAAAUAGAACGAUUAGUGUUUUUGAAUCUGGUCAUAAAUCUACUGCAAAUAUAACUCAAUGUGGAUGUUUGAAAAUAUUUUUUAUUAUUUUUAUAACAAUUUACAAAUUUAUGUUGUAAUCUGUAGUAUAUUACUACAGAGUAAGUAUAUUACUAUGUAUAUCACUUUUUUAAUGAUCUUUCUUCCAUCUAAUGAUGUAUUAAAAAGUAAUUUAUUAUUGACUCAUUAUAAAACUUAAAAUUAAAGUACUGCAUUAUUUAAAUAGUAUCGAGUUUUAAAUAUCUCAACUAUAUAUUUUCACUAGUUUUAUUUGACUGUUAACAAUAAUAUUAAUAUAUGUUAACUUAUUUUUCAUGUUUAAUUUUUAUGCAUUGAUUCGUAAAGUAAUUUUUUGGUCCCAUAUAACAAUUAAAUUAAUCUCAAAUAUGAAUUUUUUUAAUUUGUAAUUUACUGUUGAAAAAUUAUUUAUAAUAUUUAAAAAAAAGUUAUGAUGUUAUAAUAUUCAGAGUAUUACAAAAAUACUGUAUAUUAGUGAUAAAAAAUCAAGAAUAUAAUUGAUAUAACUGAAAAAUAGUAUUUUAAUAUUGCAUAGUGAAGAUUAUUAUUUAUUAUAACAACCCCAAAUUGUAUACAUUAUCAAAACCUAAAAAUACUGUAAAGCCUAAAGAUAAUGAAACCAUAAUAUUUGAGUAUUUAUUUUUGUAUGUCUGUAAUGAAAUGUUACCAUCAUGUGUAAAAUUAUGUAAUUCUUUAAAUUAACUUAUCAUAGAAUAUUGGACAAUUUUUGUCUUUGAUCCUAGUCUGAAAUUUGUGAUUUAUUUUAUUAAGAUAUAUUUGUGUGAAUGUUUAUUACUUACUUGUGUUUAUACUUUUUUACUUUUGAAAAAUAUGUAUAAAUAAAAUUGUAAAUACAUUAGAAAAAUACACAUUAAGUAUGUAAAAUAAUUUAUUUUUUACUUAAUGCUAAAAAUUUUUGUUUGAUGCCUUUUUUUACAAAAUAAAUUUAUCCAUAUAUUUGUUAAACUAUUAUGUUAAUACCUAAAAUAUAUUUUAUUACAUACUUAACAUUAUAAUAUGUAUAAAGAUGUAAAAAAUCGUUUUUUUUAAUCUCUAAAUAUGCAUUAAUAAAAAAAUACAUCUUAUUACAAAUUUUACAUGAUUAUUUUUGUAUUAUAAUGGUAUUAUCGGUUAUACAGUAUUAUUUUAUAUACUUAUUAUUAAAAUAUCUAAUUUAUAUUUAAAAAAAUCGCUGUUGGUAAUUUUUUUUGAUAUGAUGUAUAAAUUGUAUAAAUUGUAAGUAAUUAAUGAAUAAAUUAUGAAAAGCUA
Molecule: messenger RNA, 3075 nt
Organism: Daktulosphaira vitifoliae (grape phylloxera)
Lineage: Eukaryota; Metazoa; Arthropoda; Insecta; Hemiptera; Phylloxeridae
Product: repulsive guidance molecule B-like
Exons: 4
Coding region: 675-1868 (397 amino acids)
Biological process (GO): BMP signaling pathway
Cellular component (GO): plasma membrane
Molecular function (GO): coreceptor activity
Source: RefSeq, a predicted model, not a curated record